CUCCUUGUCGAUGUGGAAGGAGCUGUGAGCUUUGCGAUAAUCCUUACUUCACCUUCACACGCAACUACAACAACAAUCUACAGUUCUAUACUUUUCAAACUAAUGACAGCGGGCGGCCCAAGGGCACUUGCCUGAGACUGUCAAGAUGCAGUGCUAUACAGAGCUCACGCCGCCGACUGGUGUGCAACACAGUCUCAGCCUGCCAUUCCUCUCAGCGCAAAGCAACAAUCUGGUCGUCGCAAAGGGCUCUCUGCUGCAGAUCUUCACUACAAAGACGAUUUCUUCCGAAAUCGACACUUCGCAAGCUCGAGAGCAACAGACUUCCAGAGCUGAAAAUCCGUACGACCACCGAUUGAACGACGAUGACGGCCUCGAGUCCUCCUUCCUGGGCGGCGACGGCAUGCUGGUCCGCGCCGAUCGCGCCAUCAACACCAAGCUCGUCCUCGUCGCCGAAUACCCGAUUUUUGGUAUCGUGACGGGCCUCGCAAGGAUCAAACUCCAAUACUCGAAAUCGGGAGGCGAGGCUCUCCUCAUUGCUACAAGAGUUGCCAGACUGAGUCUGGUCCAGUGGGAUCCCGAGAAACACGCACUCGAGGACAUCUCCAUUCACUACUACGAGAAAGAAGAACUUGAAGGCUCACCUUUCGACGGCCCAUUGAACAAUUACCGAACACACCUCGCUGCCGAUCCUGGCUCGCGAUGCGCGGCCCUCAGGUUUGGCCCCAGAUACAUCGCCUUUCUCCCUUUCAAGCAAGCCGAUGAGGACAUAGAUAUGGAUGACUGGGAUGAAGAUGUGGAUGGACCUCGGCCGGCAAAAGAGCCGUCAGCAACAGCGGCCACAAAUGGAACUAGCAACAUAGCAGAUGUACCAUACUCAACAUCAUACGUCCUCCCUCUACCGCAGCUUGAUCCCAGUCUCCUUCAUCCUGUGCACCUCGCCUUCCUGCAUGAGUACAGAGAACCCACCUUUGGUAUCAUCUCCUCGACGCAGCGGCGCUCCAACACCUUACCUCGAAAGGACCACUUCUCCUACAAAGUCUUCACUCUCGACUUGCAGCAGAGGGCCUCGACUGCUAUUCUCUCCGUCAACAACCUCCCGCAAGAUCUUUUCAAAGUCAUUGCUCUUCCUAGCCCUGUCGGAGGUGCACUUCUCGUCGGUACAAACGAAUUGAUUCACAUCGACCAGUCCGGGAAGCCUAACGGCGUGGCCGUCAAUCCCUUCACCAAGGAAACCACCAACUUUCCUCUCGCGGACCAGUCCGAUCUGGAUCUGAGGCUCGAGCAUUGCUACAUUGAGCUCAUGUCUGCCGAGAACGGAGAGCUACUCAUGAUACUCAGCGAUGGUCGGCUAGCUAUCAUCACAUUCAAAAUUGAUGGACGGACGGUCUCAGGCGUCGGCGUGAAGCUAGUGCCUACGGAAGUUGGCGGCGGCAUUGUGCAGUGCAGCGUGUCCACCAUUUCGAGACUUAGCAGGAACGUCUUCUUUGUUGGGACCACGGGCAGUGAUUCCCUGGUUCUUGGCUGGACGCGGAAACAGGCGCAGAACGCACGGAAGAAGACACGGUUGGUUGACGACUCUUUCGAGUACGACCUCGAGGACGAAGACAUGGAAGACGACGACGACGACGACCUCUACGGCGAAACGACGACGACAAUGAUCCAGCCUGGAGCGACAGCCAACGGAGUUUCCAAGGGAGGAGAUUUGACGUUUCGGGUCCAUGAUUCCUUGCUCAGCAUCGCUCCGGUCAAGGACAUGACAUCGGGCAAACAGGCCUUCAUCCCAGAUAGCGAGGAAGAGAAGAACUCGGUUGGUGUCGUGGCCGAUCUCCAGCUCGCAUGCGUGGUGGGGAGAGGCAACGCUGGCGCUGUCGCUAUUGUGAAUCAGAAGAUCCAGCCCAAGGUGAUCGGGAAAUUCGAGUUCCCAGAGGCGAGGGGUUUUUGGACCAUGUGUGUCCAGAAGCCCGUACCGAAGUCUCUGCAGGGUGACAAGGGAGCCAAUGCGGCAGUUGGCAGCGAAUUUGAUGCCUCAUCUAAAUACGACAAGUUCAUGAUUGUUUCAAAGGUUGAUUUAGAUGGUUACGAGACGUCAGACGUUUAUGCUCUGACAGGCGCUGGGUUUGAAGCACUGACAGGGACCGAGUUUGACCCAGCGGCUGGCUUCACGGUCGAGGCUGGCACGAUGGGAAAGCACAUGCGCAUCAUUCAAGUGCUCAAGUCGGAGGUGCGGUGCUAUGAUGGAGAUUUGGGACUAAGUCAAAUUCUGCCAAUGCUUGACGAAGAAACGGGUGCUGAGCCGAGGGUCAUCAGUGCCAGCAUCACGGAUCCCUACCUUCUUCUGGUUCGGGACGACUCGAGCAUAAUGGUGGCUCAAAUAGAUAACAACUGCGAGCUAGAAGAGGUCGAGAAACAGGACGACACCAUUCUGUCGACAAAAUGGCUUGCGGGUUGCUUGUACACCGACACCACAGGCCUGUUUGCCCCUAGGCAAACGGAUAAGGGUACCCCGGAAGGCGAAAAUACCUUUAUGUUCCUGCUGAGUGCUGCGGGAGCCCUCUAUAUAUACGCACUUCCGAACCUCUCCAAGCCUGUUUACGUUGCAGCAGGAUUGACCUACGUUCCUCCAUUCUUGUCCGCCGAUUAUGCUGUCAGACGAGGCACCGUUCAGGAGACGCUGACUGAGCUCCUGGUGGCUGAUCUCGGAGACACUACUGCUACUUCACCAUACCUCAUUGUCCGUCAUGCGAAUGACGACCUCACAAUAUACGAGCCCAUCCGUCUUGAAUCUCAAGACAAAACUAUGGGCCUGGCAACAACUCUCCACUUCCAAAAGAUCACAAAUCCUGCCCUUGCAAAGAGUCCCGUCGAAGUUGCCGACGAUGAGGCCAACGAGCAGCCCCGAUUCGUCCCGCUGCGGCCUUGCGUCAACAUCAACGGGUACAGCACUGUCUUCUUGCCCGGCGCUUCGCCAUCCUUCAUCGUCAAGUCAGCCAAGAGCAGCCCGAAGGUUGUUGGGCUGCAGGGCAUCGGCGUGCGAGGCAUGAGCUCGUUCCACACCGAGGGUUGCGAGCGCGGCUUCAUCUACGCCGACUCGGAGGGCCAAACGCGCGUCACACAGUUGCCAGCCGAUUCCAACUUUGCUGAACUGGGUGUCUCGGUGCGCAAGAUCCCGAUUGGUGAUGCCGUCGGCUUGAUCGCCUACCACCCGCCUAUGGAGACGUACGCCGUCGCCUGUAGCAUCUCGGAGCACUUUGAGCUCCCCAAGGACGACGACUACCACAAAGAAUGGGCCAAGGAGACUACCACCAGCUACCCUCUGACGGAGCGGGGCAUCGUCAAGCUUAUGAGCCCGACAACCUGGUCCGUCAUUGACACCGUCGAGCUCGAGCCCCAUGAGGUCGCCAUGUGCAUGAAGACACUCCAUCUAGAAGUGUCGGAGGAGACCAAGGAGCGUCGCAUGCUCAUCACAAUUGGCACGGCCAUCAACCGCGGUGAAGACCUGCCCAUCCGUGGCCGCAUUCUCGUAUACGACGUCGUCCCCGUCGUGCCGCAACCUGGCCGCCCCGAGACGAAUAAGAAGCUCAAGCUCGUCGCCAAGGAGGAAAUCCCCCGCGGCGCCGUCACCGGCCUCUGUGAGGUGGGAUCACAGGGCCUCAUGCUUGUCGCCCAAGGCCAGAAGUGCAUGGUGCGCGGCCUCAAGGAGGACGGGACUCUCCUGCCUGUUGCAUUCAUGGACAUGAACUGCUAUGUCACCGCCGUACGUGAGGUCCGCGGCACGGGCUACUGCCUCAUGACGGACGCCUUCAAGGGCGUCUGGUUUGUGGGCUACGCCGAGGAGCCCUAUAAGAUGAUGCUAUUCGGUAAGAGCAUGGGCAAUUUCGAGGUCUUAACGGCUGACUUCGUCGUCGCCGGGGAUGAGCUGCACAUCGUUGUAUGCGACAAGGACGGUGUGAUCCACGUGAUGCAAUUCGACCCUGAGCACCCUAAGUCGCUCCAGGGCCACCUUCUCCUCAACCGCGCCUCGUUCUCCGCGGCGCCCAACCACCCAUCCAUCACCCUUUCUCUCCCGCGAACCCCCGUCUCCCCAUCCGCGACAUCCGUCUCCAAAAACCCGCCGACGACCCUCCUCCUCGCCUCCCCAACUGGCGCCCUCGCCUCCCUCACGCCCCUCUCGGAGCAGGCCUACCGUCGCUUGACGUCCCUCGCUAACAGCAUCGCCGGCGCCCUCCCCCACGCGGCGGCUACGAACCCAAAGGGCCACCGCCUCCAGCCCCUCGACGCGCGCACCCCAGGUGUCGACACCAGCGCGGGGCGCAGCAUCGUCGACGGCGCAUUGCUCGCGCGUUGGAACGAACUCGGCGCCGGCCGCCGGUCCGAGGUUGCCGGUAAGGGUGGCUAUGGCGACGUCCACGAGGUCCGGGGCGAGUUGGAAGGUGUCCUCGGAUGGAGUGGCAUGGCCUAUUUCUAGAGACUACCGAGUUUUGGAACGAAUCAGAGAGUGGUGAAGAACGGAUGGGGAACAUGGUAAAGAAGAAAAAGAGUUGAUAGUUUCGUUGAUCCUUUGACCUUCAGCGAGAUAAUUUCGAAUCUGUUGAUUUGUCGGGGGCUCUUCCUAGGCGCUGCCGAAGUAAGCUAGAUAGAGCAAAUCAUGGUAUUUAUGAGCAUGCCCAUUCCUGUCUUGUGUGGGCUUACCCACCCUCACCCGGCUCUCUGAUCCAAGUGUCGUCAAGAGGUCUGGUCACUGCUUCAUGCUCUAUAAAAGCGAAGACGUAUCUUGGGAAUUAUACAUAUAUGCAUGCAUUCCUGGCUCUGGAAUCUCUCAUUCCAUUCGUCGAGAAUGGCUGGACUGG
This is a messenger RNA of Colletotrichum destructivum, 4847 nucleotides long. Its product is annotated as Putative cleavage/polyadenylation specificity factor, A subunit. Bases 146 to 4465 code for a protein of 1439 amino acids. The record is from RefSeq and is a predicted model, not a curated record. Lineage: Eukaryota; Fungi; Ascomycota; Sordariomycetes; Glomerellales; Glomerellaceae. Gene Ontology annotation, molecular function: nucleic acid binding; protein binding. Gene Ontology annotation, cellular component: nucleus; mRNA cleavage and polyadenylation specificity factor complex. The transcript has 5 exons.